Messenger RNA from Aspergillus nidulans FGSC A4, 1814 nucleotides. RefSeq names its product SYLF and SH3 domain-containing protein. The record is from RefSeq and is a predicted model, not a curated record. Lineage: Eukaryota; Fungi; Ascomycota; Eurotiomycetes; Eurotiales; Aspergillaceae. Bases 237 to 1469 code for a protein of 410 amino acids. The transcript is spliced from 4 exons. Gene Ontology annotation, biological process: actin cortical patch localization.
GCUUGAAGACUGUAUCGCCAUCUGUCUAUAGUUCCCCCUGUGAAGCGCAGUACUGAACGGGGAAAUCAGCGGCUCAGCCUAGCAUCCAUUCUUAGCUCCACUUCUAGGCCCUCCCAUUUGGCAAGGCCUAACGUCGAACAUAAUAUUACAGUUUCGACAACGUUCGAAACUCUCCCCAGCCUUCCUCGCCUCUUUACAACAACCAUUCCCUCAAGAACCCGGCGAGCGUGCGCAAGAUGCCUCUUGGAAUUCACAACCCUCUCCCUUCGUCGCUAUCGAGCGAAUGCAAAAAGGCUGGCAAAAUCCUAGCAUCUUUUGUUGACCCGCGGCAAGCAUUCGGGCCUGACAAGGUCAUCCCCCCUGAGGUAUUAGCUGGUGCUAAGGGUCUUGCCAUUUUGACCGUCCUGAAAGCAGGGUUUUUGGGUUCCGGUCGAUUUGGUUCGGGUAUCGUCGUUGCUCGACUAGCUGAUGGAUCAUGGUCCGCGCCGUCCGCGAUCGCAACCGCAGGUGCUGGAUUUGGAGGUCAGAUUGGAUUUGAGUUGACCGAUUUCGUCUUCAUCUUGAACGAUGCUGCCGCCGUCCGCACAUUCUCUCAAGCCGGAACCCUUACGCUAGGAGGUAAUGUUUCGAUUGCCGCUGGGCCGGUUGGUCGAAACGCUGAAGCCGCUGGUGCUGCUAGUACGAAGGGUGUGGCCGCUGUAUUCUCAUAUUCCAAAACCAAGGGACUUUUCGCCGGUGUCAGCUUAGAAGGAAGCAUGCUGGUCGAACGUAGGGACGCCAAUGAGAGACUCUACAAUAGCCGAGUAUCUGCUCGCCAGCUCCUCAGUGGUACUAUCCCGCCUCCACCCGCCGCCGAACCUCUAAUGCGUGUGCUGAACUCCCGCGCUUUCUACGGCGUGCGCACAAACGGCGACUCUAUGUACAACGAUAUCCCCGUCUACGAUGAUCGUCAUGAUGAUGUGGUCUGGGAGGGUCGCAGGGGAGAGGCAUAUGGCGAGGGGAUCAGACGUGAUCGGACAGGAUACCAUGGACCUUCAGAUGACUACGAAUACCACGACCGGCCGCGCCGUGCAACGACGUGGGCUGACGAUAUAUAUGAUCGUCCUGCUGGAGGCUUGAGUCGUUCCUCCACCGCCCGAUUUAGCAGCCGCAACGACACCUUUGAUACCUACAAUAGACAGCGGAGCAACACCUAUGAUGAUGAUUAUGUGUACUCUGACCGCAAACCCAGUCGUCCUACAGCACCCAAGCCCGUUUUCGGACAGCGCACUGGGCAGGCCGCUCCGUUACGCGAGGACCAGGCCAUUGCGCUGUACACAUUCGACGCGGAUCAGGACGGUGACUUGGGUUUCAAGAAGGGGGAGAUUAUCACAAUCAUCAAACGCACCGAAAAGAAGGAGGAUUGGUGGACUGGGCGGAUCGGUGACCGCGUCGGCAUAUUCCCUGCGAAUUAUGUUGACGCAGCUUAAGACUUUCGCCCAUGACCAUUUAUUUAUAUGCAACGAAAUUCAUGACCUUGCCCGCUUAUACCUCUCCUUUGGCAAUUUUCAUUUAUACCGAUCGAGUGUGUUUCAGUCUUUUUUUGGAAUCCUUGGGCAUUUUAUCCCAUCUCGUCCGAGCUUCUCUUUUCAGCUCUUGCGUAAGCAUUGGAGUUUGAAGGUGGUUUUACGAGUGCGUACAGGCGAAAGAGAAUUCGGCGCUUCUCAGAAUAUCAAGUUCAAAUUCCCCUGCCUUCCCACUUAUUAUCCGUCCUAUCAGCACCUCUAGCAGCUCUUGUGAUUAUUAUUACUGUCCAAUAUACAGGUUUUCUUUGA